CCGCCCGCCCCUUCCUCUUCCUCGCCCACCUACCCUCCUCCCUUCCCCGGGGGGAGCAGAAGGUGGGGGGCUCGAAGCCGCCGAGGGCGAGCGCUUGGGGUCGAGGAGCCCGGCGCUGGGGUGUGUGUCAGGUUCAGCUUCGCGGCCCCGCCGGCUCCGUGUCGCCGUAGCUCGCGCGGCCCCGGGGCGCCGGCCCGAGCGGGGAGAGGGGCUUGGCGCUCCUGCGAGGGUCUCACGUUCCAUCCGGGCCCGGCGCGGGGCGGCGCGGCAUUCCUUCCGGGCUGCUGGGGAGGCGCCUCGACGUUCCAUCUGGAGAGCCUCGACGUUCCGCCCGAGCCCGGUGCGGGCGGCCGGGGCGCUGGCCCGGCCCUAGGACUGAGAGGCCGCCCGGCGACGCGGAUGCGGAUCCUGCUCGCCCAAGAUCAAAGCCACCGGUGCUCUCUUUGUGUCCGCUCGGGAUUCGCCGCCCAGGGGCUGUCCAUGGAAACCUAAACUGCUGGAACCCGAGGCAGAGAACCUUUCUUUGGCUUCUUGCUUUUUUUGGGCGGGGGAGGGUGGCCACUCCGACCUGGAUUUACCGUUCUUGGCCCCCCUAAGCCCCCCCGUGCGGGGGGCGGCUGUGAUCGCUCUGGCGGUUGGAGGUCGGGGAGCGGCCCGGGCUCUGGCCAUGUUCUCGGAUGAGGAUUUCUGGAUCGCCCUGUGAAGAGGUCUCCCCGAGAGGGCCCUGCCCAGUCGGAGAGAGGGAUGGACAGCCCGAAGCCGCCUGGUGAGGAUAAAGAUUCAGAACCAGCAGCUGAUGGACCUGCAGCCUCCGAGGAGUCAGGUGCCACUGAGCCAGACCUUCCCAAACCACAUGUGGGGGAGGGCUCUGUGCCCAGUUCUGGGGGUCCCAGGCUUCAGGAGCCUCCCCAGGACUGCAGUGGGGGUCCAAUGCGGCGUUGUGCUCUCUGUAACUGCGGGGAGCCCAGUCUACAUGGGCAGCGGGAGCUACGGCGCUUUGAGUUGCCAUUUGACUGGCCCCGGUGUCCAGUGGUAUCCCCUGGGGGGAACCCAGGGCCCAGUGAGGCAGCGCUGCCCAGUGAGGACCUAUCACAGAUUGGUUUCCCUGAGGGCCUGACACCUGCCCACCUAGGAGAACCUGGAGGGUCCUGCUGGGCUCACCAUUGGUGUGCUGCGUGGUCGGCAGGCGUGUGGGGGCAGGAGGGCCCAGAACUAUGUGGUGUGGACAAGGCCAUCUUCUCAGGGAUCUCACAGCGCUGUUCCCACUGCACCAGACUCGGUGCCUCCAUCCCUUGCCGCUCACCUGGAUGUCCACGUCUUUACCACUUCCCUUGUGCAACUGCCAGCGGUUCCUUCUUAUCCAUGAAAACACUGCAGCUGCUAUGCCCGGAGCACAGUGAGGGGGCCACACAUCUGGAGGAGGCUCGCUGUGCAGUAUGUGAGGGGCCAGGGGAAUUGUGUGACCUGUUCUUCUGUACCAGCUGUGGGCAUCACUAUCAUGGGGCCUGCCUGGACACUGCUCUGACUGCCCGCAAGCGUGCUGGCUGGCAGUGCCCUGAGUGCAAAGUGUGCCAAGCUUGCAGGAAACCUGGGAAUGACUCUAAGAUGUUGGUCUGUGAGACGUGUGACAAAGGAUACCAUACCUUCUGCCUGAAACCACCUAUGGAGGAACUGCCUGCUCACUCUUGGAAGUGCAAGGCAUGCCGGGUAUGCCGGGCCUGUGGGGCAGGCUCAGCAGAGCUGAACCCCAACUCUGAGUGGUUUGAGAACUACUCGCUCUGUCACCGCUGUCACAAAGCCCAGGGAGGACAGCCUGUCAGUUCUGUUGCUGAGCAGCACCCCCCGGUCUGUGGCAGAUUCUCAUCCCCAGAGCCUGGCGAUACCCCCACUGAUGAGCCCGAUGCUCUGUACGUUGCAUGCCAAGGGCAGCCAAAGGGUGGGCACGUGACCUCUAUGCAACCCAAGGAACCGGGGCCCCUGCAAUGUGAAGCCAAGCCACUAGGUAGAGAAGGGGCCCAACUUGAGCCCCAGUUGGAGGCCUCCCUAAAUGAGGAGAUGCCACUGCUGCCCCCACCUGAGGAGUCGCCCCUGUCCCCACCGCCUGAGGAAUCGCCCACAUCCCCGCCGCCUGAGGCAUCGCGCCUGUCCCCACCGCCUGAGGACUCACCCCUCUCUCCACCGCCUGAGGAGUCUCCUCUGUCUCCCCCACCUGAGGCAUCACCUUUUUCUCCACUGGAGGAGUCACCCUUCUCUCCCCCAGAGGAGUCCCCCCCAUCUCCCCCGCUUGAGACACCCUUAUCCCCACCGCCUGAAGCAUCACCUCUGUCACCGCCAUUUGAGGAGUCUCCCCUGUCCCCCCCACCGGAGGAAUUACCUACCUCCCCACCACCCGAAGCAUCGCGCCUGUUCCCACCGCCUGAGGAGUCACCCAUGUCCCCUCCACCUGAAGAGUCACCCAUGUCUCCACCACCUGAGGCAUCUUGUCUGUUCCCACCAUUUGAAGAAUCGCCCCUGUCCCCUCCACCAGAGGAGUCUCCUCUCUCCCCACCACCUGAGGCGUCACGCCUGUCCCCACCGCCUGAGGACUCACCCAUGUCCCCGCCACCUGAAGACUCGCCCAUGUCCCCCCCACCUGAGGUAUCACGCCUGUCUCCCCUGCCUGAGGUGUCACGCCUGUCCCCACCACCUGAGGAAUCUCCCCUGUCCCCACCACCUGAGGAGUCUCCCACAUCCCCGCCACCUGAGGCUUCACGCCUGUCCCCACCGCCUGAGGACUCACCCGCGUCCCCGCCACCUGAAGACUCACCUGCUUCCCCGCCACCGGAGGACUUGCUUAUGUCCCUACCCCUGGAGGAGUCACCCCUGUCGCCACUGCCUGAGGAACUGCGACCCUGCCCCCGGCCCGAGGAGCCAUAUCUGUCCCCUGCGCCCCAGGAGCCACGCCUGUCCCCUGCGCCCCAGGAGCCUCGUUUGUCCCCUGUGCCCGAGGAGCCUCGUUUGUCUCCUGCGCUCGAGGAGCCUCGCUUGUCUCCUGCGCCCCAGGAGCUGAGCCUGUCCCCUGCGCCCCAGGAGCCGCGCCCGUCCCCUGUGUCCGAGGAGCCUCGUCUGUCCCCUGCGCCCCAGGAGCCGCGCCCGUCCCCUGCACCUGAGGAGCUGCAUCUGUCCUCCCAGCCUGAGGAGCCGCGCCUGUCCCCCACGGCCGAGGAGCCGCAGUUGUCCCCAGUGCCCGAGGAGCCGCGCCUGUCCCCUCGCCCUGAAGAGCACCCUGAGGAGCCAGGCCUGUGCCCUGCACCUGAGGAACUGCCCUCAUUCCUCCCACCUGGGGAGCCACCCUUAUCCCCUUUGCUUGGAGAGCCGGCCCUGUCUGAGCCUGGGGAGCCACCUCUGUCCCCUCUGCCGGAGGAGCUGCCGUUGUCCCCAUCUGGGGAGCCAUCUUUGUCACCUCAGCUGAUGCCACCAGAUCCUCUUCCUCCUCCGCUCUCACCCAUUAUCACAGCUGUGGCCCCGCCGGCCCUGUCUCCUUUGGGAGAGUUAGAGUACCCCUUUGGUGCCAAAGGGGACAGUGACCCUGAGUCGCCAUUGGCUGCCCCCAUCCUAGAGACACCUAUCAGCCCUCCACCAGAAGCUAACUGCACUGACCCUGAGCCUGUACCCCCUAUGAUCCUUCCCCCAUCUCCAGGCUCCCCGGUAGGACCGGCCUCUCCCAUGCUGAUGGAGCCCCUUCCCCCUCGUUCCCCACUCCUCCAGCAUUCCCUGCCUCCCCCAAACUCCCCUCCUUCCCAUUGCUCUCCCCCUGCUCUGCCACUGUCUAUUCCUUCCCCACUGAGUCCCAUGCAGAAGGCAGUGCAGGUCUCAGAUGAGGCUGAGCCACAUGAGAUGGAGACUGAGAAAGCCCCAGAACCUGAGUGCCCAGCCUUGGAACCCAGCCCUACUAGUCCUCUCCCCUCUCCCAUGGGGAACCUUUCCUGCCCUGCACCCAGCCCUGCCCCAGCCCUGGAUGACUUCUCUGGCCUGGGGGAAGAUACAGCCCCUCUGGAUGGGACUGACACUCCUGGAUCACAGCCAGAGGCCGGACAGACCCCUGGCAGUUUGGCUAGUGAACUUAAGGGUUCCCCUGUGCUCCUGGACCCCGAGGAGCUGGCCCCUGUGACCCCUAUGGAGGUCUAUGGCCCAGAAUGCAAGCAGGCAGAGCAGGGCUCACCCUGUGAAGAGCAAGAGGAGCCACGUGCACCAGUGGCUCCUACCCCACCUACUCUCAUCAAAUCUGACAUCGUUAAUGAGAUCUCCAAUCUGAGCCAGGGCGAUGCCAGUACCAGUUUUCCUGGCUCAGAGCCCCUGCUGGGCUCUCCCGACCCUGAGGGGGGUGGCUCCUUGUCCAUGGAGCUGGGGGUAUCUACAGACGUUAGUCCAGCCCGAGAUGAGGGCUCCCUGCGGCUUUGUACGGAUUCGCUGCCAGAGACAGAUGACUCGCUGUUGUGUGAUGCUGGGACAGCUAUCGGAGGAGGCAAAGCAGAAGGGGACAAGGGGAGGCGGCGCAGCUCCCCGGCUCGUUCCCGCAUCAAACAGGGUCGCAGCAGUAGUUUCCCAGGAAGACGCCGGCCACGCGGAGGAGCACAUGGAGGACGUGGCAGAGGACGGGCCCGGCUAAAAUCAACUACUUCUUCCAUUGAGACUCUGGUAGUUGCUGAUAUCGAUAGCUCUCCCAGCAAGGAGGAAGAAGAAGAUGAUGAUGACACCAUGCAAAAUACUGUGGUUCUCUUCUCCAACACAGACAAGUUUGUCCUAAUGCAGGACAUGUGUGUGGUAUGUGGCAGCUUUGGCCGGGGGGCAGAGGGCCACCUCCUUGCCUGUUCCCAGUGCUCUCAGUGCUAUCACCCUUACUGUGUCAACAGCAAGAUCACCAAGGUGAUGCUGCUGAAGGGCUGGCGUUGCGUGGAGUGCAUCGUGUGUGAGGUAUGCGGCCAGGCCUCAGACCCCUCCCGCCUGCUGCUCUGUGAUGACUGUGACAUUAGCUACCACACGUACUGCCUGGACCCACCACUGCUCACCGUGCCCAAGGGUGGCUGGAAGUGCAAGUGGUGUGUGUCCUGUAUGCAGUGUGGGGCCGCCUCCCCUGGCUUCCACUGUGAAUGGCAGAAUAGUUACACGCACUGCGGGCCCUGCGCCAGCCUGGUGACCUGCCCGAUCUGUCACGCCCCGUAUGUGGAAGAGGACCUCCUGAUCCAGUGCCGUCACUGUGAACGGUGGAUGCAUGCUGGUUGCGAGAGCCUCUUCACAGAGGAUGACGUGGAGCAGGCAGCUGAUGAGGGCUUUGACUGUGUCUCCUGCCAGCCUUACGUGGUAAAGCCUGCUGUGCCUGUUGCGCCUCCAGAGUUGGUGCCUAUGAAGGUGAAAGAGCCGGAGCCCCAGUACUUCCGCUUCGAGGGUGUGUGGCUGACAGAAACUGGCAUGGCUGUGCUGCGUAACCUGACCAUGUCGCCCCUGCACAAGCGGCGCCAGCGGCGAGGACGACUUGGCCUCCCAGGCGAGGCAGGGCUGGAGGGUUCUGAGCCUUCAGAUGCCCUUGGCCCUGAUGACAAGAAGGAUGGAGACCUGGACACUGAUGAGCUGCUCAAGGGUGAAGGUGGUGUGGAGCACAUGGAAUGCGAAAUUAAACUAGAGGGCCCUGUCAGCCCUGAUGGAGAGCCUGGCAAAGAGGAGACUGAGGAAAGCAAAAAACGCAAACGCAAACCCUAUCGGCCUGGCAUCGGUGGUUUCAUGGUGCGACAGCGGAAAUCCCACACACGUGUGAAAAAGGGGCCUGCUGCACAGGCGGAGGUGUUGAGUGGGGAUGGGCAGCCCGACGAGGGUGAGACGGUGUUGCCUGCCGACCUGCCUGCAGAGGGCUCUGUGGACCAGAGCUUAGCUGAUGGGGAUGAGAAGAAGAAGCAGCAGCGGCGAGGGCGCAAGAAGAGCAAACUAGAGGACAUGUUCCCUGCUUAUCUGCAGGAAGCCUUCUUUGGGAAGGAGCUGCUGGACCUGAGCCGGAAGGCCCUUUUUGCAGUUGGGGUGGGCCGGCCAAGCUUUGGACUAGGAACCCCAAAAGCCAAGGGGGAUGGAGGCUCAGAUAGGAAGGAGCUCCCGACCUCACAGAAAGGAGAUGAUGGUCCGGAUGUUGGAGAUGAAGAAUCCCGUGGUCCUGAGGGCAAGGCUGAUACAUCAGGACCUGAGGAUGGCGGCGUAAAGGCAUCCCCAGUGCCUAGUGACCCUGAGAAGCCAGGCACCCCGGGUGAAGGGAUGCUUAGCUCUGACUUAGACAGGAUUCCCACAGAAGUCUUCCUCAGCAGCAUCCUUCAUCGAUCCCUCACAGAACUGCCCAAGAUGGAGUCCAAGGACCUGCAGCAGCUUUUCAAGGAUGUUCUGGGUUCUGAACGAGAGCAACAUCUGGGUUGUGGAACCCCUGGCCUCGACGGCAGCCGUACACCGCUACAGAGGCCCUUUCUUCAAGGUGGACUCCCUUUGGGCAGUCUCCCCUCCAGCAGCCCAAUGGACUCCUAUCCGGGCCUUUGCCAGUCCCCAUUCCUGGAUUCUAGGGAGCGCGGGGGCUUCUUUAGCCCGGAGCCCGGUGAGCCAGACAGCCCCUGGACAGGCUCGGGGGGCACCACGCCCUCCACCCCGACCACGCCCACCACAGAGGGUGAGGGCGACGGACUCUCCUACAACCAGCGGAGUCUUCAGCGCUGGGAGAAGGACGAGGAGUUGGGCCAGCUCUCUACCAUCUCACCUGUGCUCUAUGCCAACAUUAACUUUCCCAAUCUCAAGCAAGAUUACCCAGACUGGUCUAGCCGCUGCAAACAAAUCAUGAAGCUCUGGAGAAAAGUUCCAGCUGCUGAUAAAGCCCCCUACCUGCAAAAGGCCAAAGAUAACCGGGCAGCUCACCGCAUCAGCAAGGUGCAAAAGCAGGCUGAGAGCCAGAUCAACAAGCAGACCAAGGUGGGCGACAUGGCCCGUAAGACUGACCGACCGGCCCUACAUCUCCGCAUUCCCCCCCAGCCAGGGGCACUGGGCAGCCCGCCUCCUGCUGCUGCCCCCACCAUUUUCAUUGGCAGCCCCACUCCCCCCGCCGGCUUGUCUACCUCUGCGGAUGGGUUCCUGAAGCCGCCGGCGGGCACGGUGCCCGGCCCCGACUCGCCCGGUGAGCUCUUCCUCAAGCUCCCACCCCAGGUGCCCGCCCAAGUGCCUUCGCAGGACCCCUUUGGACUGGCCCCCGCCUACGCUCUGGAGCCCCGCUUCCCCACGGCACCACCCACCUAUCCUCCCUAUCCUAGUCCGACCGGGGCCCCCGCGCAGCCCGCGACGCUGGGCGCCUCAUCUCGUCCUGGGACCGGCCAGCCAGGGGAGUUCCACACCACCCCACCUGGCACCCCCCGACACCAGCCCUCCACACCUGACCCCUUCCUCAAACCCCGCUGCCCCUCACUGGACAACCUGGCUGUGCCUGAGAGCCCAGGGGUAGGGGGAGGCAAGGCUUCUGAGCCUCUGCUGUCGCCCCUGCCUUUCGGGGAGUCUCGGAAGGCCCUAGAGGUGAAGAAGGAAGAGCUUGGGGCAUCCUCUCCCAGCUAUGGGCCCCCAAACCUGGGCUUUGUUGACUCACCCUCCUCAGGCCCCCAUCUGGGUGGCCUGGAGUUAAAGGCACCCGACGUCUUCAAAGCCCCCCUGACCCCUCGGGCAUCUCAGGUAGAGCCCCAGAGCCCAGGCUUGGGCCUAAGGCCCCAGGAGCCGCCUCCUGCCCAGGCUUUGGCCCCUUCUCCUCCCAGCCACUCGGACAUCUUUCGCCCUGGCCCCUACCCUGACCCCUAUGCCCAACCCCCGUUGACCCCUCGGCCCCCGCCCCCGCCCCCUGAGAGCUGCUGUGCCCUGCCUCCUCGCUCGCUGCCCUCUGACCCUUUCUCCCGAGUGCCCGCCAGUCCCCAGUCCCAGUCCAGCUCCCAGUCCCCGCUGACACCCCGUCCUCUGUCUGCUGAGGCUUUCUGCCCGUCCCCUGUUACCCCUCGCUUCCAGUCCCCUGACCCUUAUUCCCGCCCACCGUCACGCCCUCAGUCCCGGGACCCGUUUGCCCCACUGCAUAAGCCACCCCGCCCCCAGCCCCCUGAAGUUGCCUUCAAGGCUGGGCCUCUAGCCCACACUCCAUUGGGGGCCGGGGGUUUCCCAGCAGCCCUGCCCUCAGGGCCGGCAGGUGAGCUCCAUGCCAAGGUCCCAAGUGUGCAGCCCCCCAAUUUUGCCCGGUCCCCUGGGACUGGUGCAUUUGUAGGCACCCCUUCUCCCAUGCGUUUCACUUUCCCUCAGGCAGUAGGGGAGGCUUCGCUAAAGCCCCCUGUCCCUCAGCCUGGUCUCCCUCCACCCCAUGGGAUCAACAGCCAUUUUGGGCCCGGCCCUACCUUGGGCAAGCCUCAAAGCACAAACUACACAGUAGCCACAGGGAACUUCCACCCAUCGGGCAGCCCUCUGGGACCCAGCAGUGGGUCCACAGGAGAGGGCUAUGGGCUGUCCCCACUACGCCCCCCAUCAGUCCUUCCACCACCUGCACCCGAUGGAUCCCUCCCCUACCUGUCCCAUGGAGCCUCACAGCGGGCAGGCAUCACCUCUCCAGUUGAGAAGCGAGAAGACCCAGGGGCUGGGAUGGGCAGCUCUUUGGCGGCACCUGAACUUCCAGGUACCCAGGACCCAGGCAUGUCCAGCCUCAGUCAGACAGAGCUGGAGAAGCAACGACAGCGCCAGCGACUACGGGAGCUGCUGAUUCGGCAGCAGAUCCAGCGCAACACCCUUCGGCAGGAGAAGGAAACUGCGGCAGCUGCCGGAGCAGUGGGGCCCCCGGGCAGCUGGGGUGCUGAGCCUAGUAGCCCUGCCUUUGAGCAGCUGGGUCGAGGCCAGACCCCCUUUGCUGGCACCCAGGACAAGAGCAGCCUUGUGGGGCUGCCCCCAAGCAAGCUGGGUGGCCCCAUCCUGGGGCCGGGGGCUUUCCCCAGUGAUGACCGACUCUCCCGGCCACCUCCACCAGCCACCCCUUCCUCUAUGGAUGUGAACAGCCGGCAAUUGGUGGGAGGCUCCCAAGCCUUCUAUCAGCGAGCACCAUAUCCUGGGUCCCUGCCCUUGCAGCAGCAGCAGCAGCAGCAACUGUGGCAGCAGCAGCAGCAGCAGCAACAGGCAACAGCAGCAACUUCCAUGCGACUUGCCAUGUCGACACGCUUUCCGUCAACUCCUGGGCCUGAACUUGGCCGCCAAGCCAUAGGUUCCCCCUUGGCGGGAAUUCCCACCCGCCUGCCUGGCCCUGGUGAGCCAGUGCCUGGUCCAGCUGGUCCUGCCCAGUUCAUUGAGUUGCGGCACAAUGUACAGAAAGGACUGGGACCGGGGGUGCCUCCGUUUCCUGGUCAGGGCCCCCCUCAGAGGCCCCGUUUUUUCCCUGUAACUGAGGAUUCUCACCGACUGGCCCCUGAAGGGCUUCGUGGCCUAGCAGUGUCAGGCCUUCCUCCCCAGAAACCCUCAGCCCCGCCGGCCCCUGAACUGAACAACGGCCUCCAUCCAACGCCCCAUACCAAGGGUCCCAACGCCCCCGCUGGCUUGGAGCUAGUCAGCCGGCCCCCCUCAGGCACUGAGCUUGGCCGCCCUCCUCUGGCCCUGGAAGCUGGGAAGUUACCCUGUGAGGAUCCUGAGUUGGACGAUGACUUUGAUGCCCACAAGGCCCUGGAGGAUGAUGAGGAGCUUGCUCACCUGGGCCUGGGUGUGGAUGUGGCCAAGGGAGAUGAUGAGCUGGGCACCCUGGAAAACCUGGAGACCAAUGAUCCCCACCUGGACGACCUGCUCAACGGGGAUGAGUUUGACCUGCUGGCCUAUACUGACCCUGAGCUGGACACCGGGGACAAGAAGGACAUCUUCAAUGAGCAUCUGAGGCUGGUGGAGUCGGCCAAUGAAAAGGCUGAGCGGGAGGCUCUGUUGCGGGGGGUGGAGCCAGGACCCUUGGGCCCUGAGGAGCGCCCUCCCCCCGCUGCUGAUGCCUCUGAGCCCCGUCUGGCAUCCGUGCUCCCCGAAGUGAAGCCCAAGUUGGAGGAGGGUGGGCGCCACCCUUCCCCUUGCCAGUUUACCAUUACCACCCCCAAGGUAGAGCCAGCUCCAGCCACCACUUCCCUAGGCCUGGGGCUGAAGCCAGGACAGAGUGUGGUGGGCAGCCGGGACACUCGAAUGGGCCCAGGACCUUUUUCCAGUAGUGGGCACCCAGCUGAGAAGGUCCCCUUUGGGACCACAGGAGGACCGCCAGCUCACCUGCUGACCCCCAGCCCACUGAGUGGCCCAGGAGGGUCCUCCCUGCUGGAAAAGUUUGAGCUAGAGAGUGGGGCCAUGACCUUGCCCGGUGGGCAUGCAUCUGGGGAUGAGCUGGACAAGAUGGAGAGCUCACUGGUAGCCAGUGAGUUGCCCCUGCUCAUCGAGGACCUGUUGGAACAUGAGAAGAAGGAGCUGCAGAAGAAACAGCAGCUCUCAGCACAGCUGCAGCCUGCCCAGCAGCAGCAGCAACAGCAGCAUUCCCUGCUGUCCACCCCAGGCCCUGCCCAGCCUGUGUCUUUGCCACAUGAGGGCUCUUCUCCCAGUUUGGCUGGCGCCCAGCAGCAGCUUGCCCUGGGACUUGGAGGUUCCCGACAGCCAGGCUUGGCCCAGCCACUGAUGCCCACCCAGCCACCAGCUCAUACCCUCCAGCAGCGCCUGGCCCCAUCCAUGACCAUGGUGUCCAACCAAGGGCAUAUGCUAAGUGGGCAGCAUGGGGGACAGGCAGGCUUGGUGCCCCAGCAGAGCCCGCAGCCAGUGCUGGCACAGAAGCCCAUGGGUACCAUGCCACCUUCCAUGUGCAUGAAACCGCAGCAGCUGGCAAUGCAGCAGCAGCUGGCUAACAGCUUCUUCCCGGAUACAGACCUGGACAAAUUUGCUGCAGAAGAUAUCAUUGAUCCUAUUGCAAAGGCCAAGAUGGUUGCUUUGAAAGGCAUCAAGAAGGUGAUGGCUCAGGGCAGCAUUGGAGUGGCACCUGGUAUGAACAGGCAGCAAGUGUCCCUGCUAGCCCAGAGACUCUCAGGGGGGCCCGGCAGUGAUCUGCAGAACCACGUGGCAGCUGGGAGUGGCCAGGAGCGGAGUGCCGGUGACCCCUCCCAGCCUCGUCCCAAUCCACCCACUUUUGCCCAGGGAGUGAUCAAUGAGGCUGACCAGCGGCAGUAUGAGGAGUGGCUAUUCCAUACCCAGCAGCUCCUACAGAUGCAACUGAAGGUGCUAGAGGAGCAGAUUGGGGUGCACCGCAAGUCCCGGAAAGCUCUGUGCGCCAAGCAGCGCACUGCCAAAAAGGCUGGCCGUGAGUUCCCAGAGGCUGAUGCUGAGAAGCUCAAGCUGGUUACAGAACAACAGAGCAAGAUCCAGAAACAGCUGGAUCAGGUCCGGAAGCAGCAGAAGGAGCACACUAAUCUCAUGGCAGAAUAUCGGAAUAAGCAGCAGCAGCAGCAGCAGCAGCAGCAGCAGCAGCAGCAGCAGCAGCAGCACUCAGCUGUAUUGGCCCUCAGCCCUUCCCAGAGUCCCCGGCUACUCACCAAGCUUCCUGGUCAGCUGCUCCCCGGCCAUGGGCUGCAGCCACCGCAGGGGCCCCCCGGUGGGCAAGCUGCAGGUCUUCGCCUGCCCCCCGGGGGCAUGGCACUACCUGGACAGCCUGGUGGCCCCUUCCUCAACACCACCCUGGCCCAGCAGCAGCAACAGCAACAUUCUGGUGGGGCUGGCGCCCUGGCUGGCCCCUCAGGGGGCUUUUUCCCUGGCAACCUUGCUCUUCGAGGCCUAGGACCUGACUCGAGGCUUUUACAGGAGAGGCAGCUGCAGCUACAGCAGCAACGCCUGCAGCUUGCCCAGAAACUGCAACAGCAGCAGCAGCACCUCCUAGGACAGGUGGCAAUCCAGCAGCAACAGCAACAGGGCCCAGGGGUACCGGCAAACCAGGGUCUGGGUCCCAAGCCCCAAGGGCUUCUGCCUCCCAGCAGCCAUCAGGGCCUCUUGGUCCAGCAGCUGUCCCCCCAGCCACCCCAGGGGCCCCAGGGCAUGCUGGGCCCUGCCCAGGUGGCAGUGUUGCAGCAGCAGCAGCAGCAGCAACAGCACCCUGGAGCUCUGGGCCCCCAGGGCCCUCACAGACAGGUGAUCCUGACCCAGCCCCGGGUGCUAAGUUCCCCCCAGCUGGCACAGCAGGGUCAGGGCCUUAUGGGACACCGGCUGGUCACAUCCCAGCAGCAGCAGCAGCAGCAGCAGCAGCAACAGCACCAACAGCAGGGAUCCAUGGCAGGGCUUUCCCAUCUUCAGCAGGGUCUGAUGCCACACAGUGGGCAGCCCAAACUGAGUGCUCAGCCCAUGGCCUCCUUGCAGCAGCAACAGCUGCAGCAGCAGCAGCUACAACAGCAGCAGCAGCUACAACAACAGCAGCAGCAGCUACAACAGCAGCAGCAGCAGCAGCUACAACAGCAGCAGCAGCAGCAGCUACAACAGCAGCAGCAGCAGCAGCUACAACAGCAGCAGCAGCAGCAGCAGCAGCUACAACAGCAGCAGCAGCAGCAGCAGCUACAACAGCAGCAGCAGCAGCAGCAGCAGCUACAACAGCAGCAGCAGCAGAUGGGCCUCUUGAGCCAGAGUCGAACUUUACUGUCUCCUCAACAGCAGCAGCAGCAGCAGCAGCAGCAGCAACAGCAGCAGCAGCAGCAGCAACAGCAGCAGCAGCAGCAACAGCAGCAGCAGCAAGUGACACUCGGCCCUGGCAUGCCAGCCAAGCCUCUGCAACACUUUUCUAGCCCCGGAGCCCUGGGCCCAACCCUCAUCCUAACGGGCAAGGAACAAAACAUUGUAGAGGCGGCUCUUCCUCCAGAGGCCACUGAGGGGCCCUCCACGCAUCAGGGAGGGCCGUUAGCAGUAGGGACUGUACCAGAGUCAGUGGCCACUGAACCAGGGGAGGUAAAGCCCUCACUCUCCGGGGACUCACAACUCCUCCUUGUCCAACCCCAGGCCCAGGCUCAGCCUAGCUCUGUGCAGCUGCAGCCACCUCUGAGACUCCCAGGACAACAGCAGCAGCAAGUUAACUUGCUCCACACAGCGGGUGUGGGAAGCCAUGGGCAACCAGGCAGUGGAUCAUCUUCUGAGGCCUCAUCUAUGCCCCACAUGCUGGCCCAAUCCUCUGUUUCCUUAGGGGAGCAGCCUGGACCCAUGACCCAGAACCUUCUGAGCUCCCAACAGCCCCCUGGACUAGAGCGGCCCAUGCAAAAUAAUGCAGGGCCACAGCCUGCCAAACCAGGAUCUGUCCCCCAGUCUGGGCAGAGCCUGCCUGGGGCUGGGGUCAUGCCUACAGUGGGUCAGCUUCGAGCACAGCUUCAAGGAGUCCUGGCCAAAAACCCACAGCUGCGGCACUUGAGUCCUCAGCAGCAGCAGCAGCUACAGGCACUCCUCAUGCAGCGGCAGCUACAGCAGAGUCAGGCAGUACGCCAGGCCCCACCCUACCAGGAGCCUGGGACCCAGCCCUCUCCCCUCCAGGGCCUCCUGGGCCGCCAGCCCCAACUUGGGGGCUUCCCUGGAUCCCAGACAGGCCCUCUUCAGGAGCUGGGGGCAGGGCUUCGACCUCAGGGCCCACCCCGGCUCCCCGCCCCACAAGGAGCCUUAUCCACAGGACCAGUCCUUGGCCCUGUCCUUCCCACACCUCCACCAUCCAGCCCCCAAGAGCCAAAGAGACCUUCCUCACAGUUACCUUCCCCCAGCUCCCAGCUUCCCUCUGAGGCCCAGCUCCCUACCACCCAACCAGGAACCCCAAAACCCCAGGGGCCACCCUUGGAGCUGCCUCCUGGGAGGGUCUCACCUGCUGCUGCCCAGCUUGCAGAUACCUUCUUUGGCAAGGGGCUGGGACCUUGGGACCCCCCAGACAACCUAGCGGAAGCCCAGAAACCGGACCAAAGCAGCCUGGUACCUGGGCAUCUGGAGCAGGUGAAUGGGCAGGUGGUACCCGAGCCACCCCAUCUCAGCAUCAAGCAGGAGCCUCGGGAAGAGUCAUGUGCCCUGGGAGCCCAGGCAGUGAAGAGGGAGGCCAACGGGGAGCCAAUAGGGGCACCAGGUACCAGCAACCACCUCCUGCUGGCAGGCCCUCGCUCAGAGGCCGGGCAUCUGCUCUUGCAGAAGCUUCUACGAGCAAAGAAUGUGCAACUCAGCACUGGGCGGGGGCCCGAGGGGCUGCGAGCUGAGAUCAACGGGCACAUUGACAGCAAGCUGGCUGGGCUGGAGCAGAAACUACAGGGUACCCCCAGCAACAAGGAGGAUACAGCAGCAAGGAAGCCUUUGACACCGAAGCCCAAGAGGGUACAGAAGGCAAGCGACAGGUUGGUGAGCUCCCGAAAGAAGCUGCGGAAGGAGGACGGGGUCAGGGCCAGCGAGGCCUUGCUGAAACAGCUGAAACAGGAGCUGUCCCUGCUGCCCCUCACGGAGCCUACCAUCACCGCCAAUUUUAGCCUCUUUGCUCCCUUUGGCAGCGGCUGCCCAAUCAAUGGGCAGUGCCAGCUGAGGGGGGCCUUUGGAAGUGGGGCGCUGCCCACGGGCCCUGACUACUAUUCCCAGCUGCUUACCAAGAAUAACCUGAGUAACCCGCCGACACCACCCUCGUCGCUGCCCCCCACCCCACCCCCAUCGGUGCAGCAGAAGAUGGUGAAUGGCGUCACUCCAUCUGAAGAGCUGGGGGAGCACCCCAAGGAUGCCACCUCUGCCCGGGAUGCUGAAGGGACGCUGAGGGAUGCUUCAGAGGUGAAGAGUCUAGACCUGCUGGCCGCCUUGCCUACGCCCCCUCACAAUCAGACUGAGGAUGUCAGGAUGGAGAGUGACGAGGACAGUGAUUCUCCUGACAGCAUUGUGCCAGCUUCGUCCCCCGAGAGCAUCCUGGGGGAGGAAGCCCCUCGUUUCCCUCAGCUGGGCUCAGGCCGGUGGGAGCAGGACGACCGGGCUCUCUCCCCCGUCAUCCCCAUCAUUCCUCGGGCCAGCAUCCCAGUCUUCCCAGAUAGCAAACCUUAUGGGGCCCUGGAUCUGGAGGUCCCUGGGAAGCUGCCUGCCACAACUUGGGAAAAGGGCAAAGGAAGCGAGGUGUCAGUCAUGCUGACAGUUUCUGCCGCUGCUGCCAAGAACCUGAAUGGUGUGAUGGUGGCAGUGGCAGAGCUACUAAGCAUGAAGAUCCCCAACUCCUAUGAGGUGCUGUUCCCAGAGAGCCCUGCCCGGGCAGGCAUUGAGCCUAAGAAGGGGGAAGCUGAGGGCCCUGGUGGCAAAGAAAAGGGUUUGGGAGGCAAGAGCCCAGAAGCUGGCCCUGAUUGGCUGAAGCAGUUUGAUGCUGUGUUGCCAGGCUAUACCCUCAAGAGCCAGUUAGACAUCUUGAGUCUCCUCAAACAGGAGAGCCCCGCCCCAGAGCCACCCAUCCAGCACGGCUACACCUACAACGUCUCCAACCUGGACGUGCGGCAGCUCUCGGCCCCGCCUCCUGAAGCACCCUCCCCACCCCCUUCCCCUUUGGCACCCUCUCCUGCCAGCCCCCCUGCUGAACCCUUGGCUGAACUUCCAGCUGAACCCUCAGCUGAGCCACCAGUCCCCUCGCCUCUGCUACUUGCCUCGUCCCCUGAAUCAGCCCGGCCCAAGCCCCGAGCCCGGCCUUCUGAAGAAGGCGAAGAUUCCCGGCCCCCUCGCCUCAAGAAGUGGAAGGGGGUGCGCUGGAAGCGUCUCCGGCUGCUGCUGACCAUCCAGAAGGGUGGUGUGCGGCAGGAGGAUGAGCGGGAAGUGGCAGAGUUUAUGGAGCAGCUUGGCACAGCCCUGCGACCUGACAAGGUGCCUCGAGACAUGCGGCGCUGCUGCUUCUGUCAUGAGGAGGGGGAUGGGGCCACGGAUGGGCCCGCUCGCCUGCUGAACCUGGACCUGGACUUGUGGGUGCACCUCAACUGUGCCCUGUGGUCCACGGAGGUAUAUGAGACCCAGGGUGGGGCACUGAUGAACGUGGAGGUUGCCCUGCACCGAGGACUGCUCACCAAGUGCUCCCUGUGCCAGCGCACUGGUGCCACCAGCAGCUGCAAUCGCAUGCGUUGCCCCAACGUCUACCAUUUUGCCUGCGCCAUCCGCGCCAAGUGCAUGUUCUUCAAAGACAAGACCAUGCUGUGUCCGAUGCAUAAGAUCAAGGGGCCCUGCGAGCAGGAGCUGAGCUCUUUUGCUGUCUUCCGGCGAGUCUACAUUGAGCGAGAUGAGGUGAAGCAAAUCGCCAGCAUCAUCCAGCGGGGAGAGCGGCUGCACAUGUUCCGUGUGGGGGGCCUUGUGUUCCACGCCAUCGGACAGCUGCUCCCCCACCAGAUGGCCGACUUCCACAGUGCCACCGCCCUCUAUCCCGUGGGCUACGAGGCCACGCGCAUCUACUGGAGCCUCCGUACUAACAACCGCCGCUGCUGCUACCGCUGCUCCAUCGGCGAGAACAACGGGCGGCCGGAGUUUGUGAUCAAAGUCAUGGAACAGGGCCUGGAGGACCUGGUCUUCACUGACGCCUCUCCCCAGGCUGUGUGGAAUCGCAUCAUUGAGCCUGUGGCUGCCAUGAGAAAAGAGGCUGACAUGCUGCGGCUCUUCCCUGAGUACCUGAAAGGCGAGGAGCUCUUUGGGCUGACGGUGCACGCCGUGCUGCGCAUAGCUGAAUCACUGCCUGGAGUGGAAAGCUGUCAAAAUUAUUUAUUCCGCUAUGGACGCCACCCCCUGAUGGAGCUGCCACUCAUGAUCAACCCCACUGGUUGUGCUCGAUCAGAGCCUAAAAUCCUCACACACUACAAACGGCCCCACACUCUGAACAGCACCAGCAUGUCCAAGGCAUAUCAGAGCACCUUCACAGGCGAGACCAACACCCCGUACAGCAAGCAGUUUGUGCACUCGAAGUCAUCUCAGUACCGGCGGCUCCGCACUGAGUGGAAGAACAAUGUGUAUCUGGCUCGCUCCCGUAUCCAGGGCCUGGGGCUCUAUGCAGCCAAGGACCUAGAAAAGCACACAAUGGUCAUUGAGUACAUUGGCACCAUCAUUCGCAAUGAGGUGGCCAACCGGCGGGAGAAAAUCUAUGAGGAGCAGAAUCGAGGCAUCUACAUGUUUCGAAUAAACAACGAACAUGUCAUUGAUGCUACGUUGACCGGAGGCCCUGCCAGGUACAUUAACCAUUCCUGUGCCCCUAACUGUGUGGCGGAAGUUGUGACAUUUGACAAGGAGGACAAAAUCAUCAUCAUCUCCAGCCGGCGAAUCCCCAAAGGAGAGGAGCUGACAUACGACUAUCAGUUUGAUUUUGAGGACGAUCAGCACAAGAUCCCCUGCCACUGUGGAGCCUGGAAUUGUCGGAAAUGGAUGAACUAAGAAGCUUUGAGGCUACCAGGCAGGGGAGUCCCCCACCCCAACCUCUUCCCUGAAAGGGAUGAGGGGGAAGAGAGGUAGCAGCCAGAGCCAGGACCCAGGGCUGGGGCUGCCGGCUGACCGGAGCCCCUGGAGCAGGAGGCUGGGGCAGAGGGCCCUAGGCCAAGCCCACCCUGGGCACCAGGGAUGACCCUCUUCCCCGCCACUGGCCCCCAGGCUGGCAUCUCUGCCCCCAGCUCCAGGAGGGGUCAGACAGAAGCAGCCAUUGGGCAUCUCAGGUUUGAGGGGGAUAUGGGCUGGGAACUACCCAGAAGCAUCUGGGAGGCAGCAGGGAGGGGGGAGGAGGAUGUGUGGCCGGGCCUCACAGCCCUGCUGCUCCCACCGACCUCUCUGGCCCAACUCGAGGCUGCAAAGAGACUUGACUAAGCUUGACAAUCCCAAAGGCCGGGUCCCACACCUGGCCCUGCCUGCCGGGUCCUGCCCCCACCCUCACCCCCAUCCCCUUCCCUCUCAAUCUGUCUCUGUCUCCCUCUUCUCCUCUGUGUUUCUGUCUCUCUAUGGGUUGUGUUUCCUUGUUUUCCACUCUGACAAAUGCAACAUGAACGGGAAAGAGGCGCCCCGCUGCCCAGGAGGGCAAGCCAGGCAAGCCGGGCAAGGAGACCCCGCACCCACACCUACCUCAUUUAAGUGUUGGAUUUUUUGCUGUUUUGAAAUGUGAGACCCUCUCCAAGCCCCCUACUGCCCCAACCCUCUCCCCCACCUCACUGCCCUCUUCUGAGUGGGUGGAAGGGGGGUAGGAGGAAGAAGAAAAAACAACCAACAAAAAAUCCAUCUUUGUUUUUAAUUACGGGCAUGGGAUGGUGGUUGAGGCUAAUGAUGAUGAAGAUUGGGGAUGACUGGCCCCUAGUUGCUCUAGGACUUCCUUCUCCAUCUGGACAUGGGGGCAGGAGGGGUGUGCUAAACUUAGGACCAGGAUAUCUCCCUCCGGUUUUCCCAACCCCAUCAUGAGCCCAUUUGCCCUCCAGCCCCUGCAUAGGGUGGGUGGGUGGUAGGGUGAGGGCUAUCCCUGAGUGGCAUGCCCAUACCCAGUGAGGCAGGGUGUGGCCCGGAGCUCCCACUUUCCCUCCAUCACCAAACUGCUGCUGGUCUGGUG
Eubalaena glacialis (North Atlantic right whale) is the source of this 18568-nucleotide messenger RNA. RefSeq names its product lysine methyltransferase 2D (gene KMT2D). Gene Ontology annotation, molecular function: histone binding; histone H3K4 methyltransferase activity; transcription coactivator activity. The record is from RefSeq and is a predicted model, not a curated record. The transcript has 55 exons. Gene Ontology annotation, biological process: positive regulation of transcription by RNA polymerase II. Lineage: Eukaryota; Metazoa; Chordata; Mammalia; Artiodactyla; Balaenidae. Gene Ontology annotation, cellular component: MLL3/4 complex; nucleus. Bases 745 to 17418 code for a protein of 5557 amino acids.